Cynocephalus volans (Philippine flying lemur) is the source of this 645-nucleotide messenger RNA. It is a transcript of the gene MFAP2, whose product is annotated as microfibril associated protein 2. The record is from RefSeq and is a predicted model, not a curated record. The transcript has 8 exons. Gene Ontology annotation, cellular component: microfibril. Bases 17 to 568 code for a protein of 183 amino acids. Gene Ontology annotation, biological process: embryonic eye morphogenesis. NCBI's taxonomy places the organism in Eukaryota, Metazoa, Chordata, Mammalia, Dermoptera, Cynocephalidae.
GCCUCACUUUGUGGCCAUGAGAGCUGCCUACCUCUUCAUUCUAGUCCUGCCUGCAGGCCUGCUGGCUCAGGGCCAAUAUGACCUGGACCCACUGCCUCCGUUCCCUGACCACGUCCAGUACACCCACUACAGUGACCAGAUCGACAACCCAGACUACUAUGAUUAUCAAGAGGUGACUCCUCGGCCACCCGAGGAACAGUUCCAGUUCCAGUCCCAGCAGCAAGUCCAACAGGAAGUUAUCCCAGCCCCCACCCCAGAACCAGGAAAUGCAGAGACGGAGCCCACAGAGCCUGGGCCUCUUGACUGCCGCGAGGAACAGUACCCAUGCACCCGCCUCUACUCCAUACACAAGCCUUGCAAACAGUGUCUCAACGAGGUCUGCUUCUACAGCCUCCGCCGUGUGUAUGUUGUCAACAAGGAGAUCUGUGUCCGCACAGUCUGUGCCCACGAGGAGCUCCUCCGAGCUGACCUGUGUCGGGACAAGUUCUCCAAAUGUGGCGUCAUGGCCAGCAGCGGCCUGUGCCAGUCUGUGGCGGCCUCCUGCGCCAGGAGCUGUGGGGGAUGCUAGGAUGGAGCCGGCAUCCUGAGCUCUGGACCCUCCUCAGAUCCAUGGAUCCUCAGGCCAUGCCUGACCUGGUGCUUUUC